This is a messenger RNA of Mastomys coucha (southern multimammate mouse), 704 nucleotides long. RefSeq names its product VHL binding protein 1 (gene Vbp1). The coding region runs from base 54 to 644 and encodes 196 amino acids. Lineage: Eukaryota; Metazoa; Chordata; Mammalia; Rodentia; Muridae. The record is from RefSeq and is a predicted model, not a curated record. Gene Ontology annotation, cellular component: prefoldin complex; cytoplasm. Gene Ontology annotation, molecular function: tubulin binding. Gene Ontology annotation, biological process: protein folding; microtubule-based process; tubulin complex assembly. The transcript is spliced from 6 exons.
CGCCAAAGGCCGACGCCUCAGAAGGCAGUUAUUUGCUCUGGUGCUUUCUUAACAUGGCCGCCGCUAAGGACGCAUGUGGCUUAGAAACUGCUGCUGGAAACGGGCGGCGGCUCCACUUAGGGAUUCCUGAAGCAGUGUUUGUGGAAGAUGUAGAUUCUUUCAUGAAGCAGCCUGGGAAUGAGACUGCAGAUACAGUGUUAAAGAAGCUGGAUGAACAAUACCAGAAGUAUAAGUUUAUGGAACUCAACCUUGCUCAAAAAAAAAGGAGACUGAAAAGUCAGAUUCCUGAAAUUAAACAGACUUUGGAAAUUCUGAAAUACAUGCAGAAGAAAAAAGAAUCCACCAAUUCACUGGAGACCAGAUUCUUACUGGCAGAUAACCUGUACUGCAAAGCUUCAGUUCCUCCUACUGAUAAAGUGUGUCUGUGGUUGGGGGCUAAUGUAAUGCUUGAAUAUGAUAUUGAUGAAGCUCAGGCAUUGUUGGAAAAGAAUUUAUCAACUGCCACAAAGAAUCUUGAUUCUCUUGAAGAAGACCUUGACUUUCUUCGAGAUCAGUUUACUACCACAGAAGUCAAUAUGGCCAGGGUUUAUAAUUGGGAUGUAAAACGAAGAAACAAAGAUGAAUCUACCAAGAAUAAAGCAUAACACUGGGAAUUGAAAAUGUGAUUCAGGUUUCCAAACAUGUUAAAUAAUCCGAGGUUUAAA